AUGACAGACAGCAGUAAUAACGAAGAAAGAGCUAUGCCAGCAUCAUCUCUUUCAUUCUUAUCUCAAUUGAACUGGGUCUAUUUAGUUGGCUAUCUAUUUGCAGCCGCUGGUGAUAAUCUCUACGGUUCUUAUCGAUAUGCUCUUUUGAAAAGUUACGGCAUGAGUCGUUCCAUAAUUGAAGUGAUGUAUGUUCUCGGAUAUGCAUCAUCAUUGUUGUUUGGUACUGUAGCUGCUUCACUUGCUGACGUAUAUGGGCGUCGUCUAGCAUGCAUACUUUGUGCUGUAUUCUUUAUUAUAAUGAGUGUUUUACUGAAUAUUCCUAUCGUGUGGGUUGCCCUGAUCGCGAAUCUAGCAUGGGGUGUAGCUCAUGCUUUUCAUGCUACUGCAUUUGAGGCUUGGCUGAUUCAAGAACAUCGAAAUCGCCUGCUUGGUGAUCAAAUCUUAGCGCAAAUUUUUCAACAUGCAUAUGUUGGCACUGGGAUUGUUUCAAUUUUUAUGGGUAUUUCAGCUCAGCUUUUGGUUGAAAUUAGUAGCUAUAGGGCUCCAUUCAACUUGAGCAUUGUUUUUUUUGUCGCGAUGAUAAUCUUUGUAUGGAAUUUUUGGCCGGAAAAUUAUGGAAAUAAGAAAGUGCAACCUACAACAACUUUUACUUCGGCUUCUGAAGCCAUUCGAGCUGAUUAUCGUAUUGUUGUUGUUGGAAUUUGUUCGGCACUGAACGAAGCGUCAAUACAUAUAUUCAUCACAGAAUGGACUCCAACACUGAAUCAUGCGAAUGGUUCUAUUGGUGCUAAAGAUUUACCAUAUGGUUAUAUAUUUGCUAUUUUUAUGGCUUUUGACAUGAUUGGUUCGUUGGUAUUUUAUCCACUUGCUAAACGAAUUCAGGUUCAAUCAUACAUGAUAAUAAUUAGUGUGCUGACAUCGAUUGUAGUUUUGAUACCAGUACUUGUUCCAAAAUCAUUCAUUAUCAUACUAAGCGCUUUUGCAAUAUACGAAUUCUGUAUCGGCCUUUAUCGUCCAUCGAUGGCGAUACUAAGAAGUGUAUAUAUUCCAAAUGAAACCCGUACAACGAUCAUGAGUUACAUGCGUGUACCACAACUUAUUUGCACCAUUAUCGUUUUGUUGGGUCAUUUUCCACUAUCUACCGUAUACAUACUGUGUUGUGUUUUCAAUGUGUUAGCACUGAUUUGCAUGAUUACUCUACGCACAGCGCCAGUGCCUAAUAGACAUGAAAAUAUGGACGAGAGAGAAGCACUUCUAGAUGAACCGCCUUCGCCUUUAUUUCAAGUGAAGAAAUCUCCAAUACGAGUGUCGUCUUCAGCAUCACUGAUACCUCAGGACGAUAUAAAUGAAUCAACUCAUACAAAAUAA
This is a messenger RNA of Adineta ricciae, 1368 nucleotides long. The record is from the annotation of a GenBank genome assembly. Lineage: Eukaryota; Metazoa; Rotifera; Eurotatoria; Adinetida; Adinetidae.